This is a messenger RNA of Colias croceus (clouded yellow), 1454 nucleotides long. It is a transcript of the gene Cdk5, whose product is annotated as cyclin-dependent-like kinase 5. The record is from RefSeq and is a predicted model, not a curated record. Gene Ontology annotation, molecular function: ATP binding; cyclin-dependent protein serine/threonine kinase activity. Bases 156 to 1052 code for a protein of 298 amino acids. Gene Ontology annotation, biological process: synaptic vesicle transport; protein phosphorylation; neuron apoptotic process. NCBI's taxonomy places the organism in Eukaryota, Metazoa, Arthropoda, Insecta, Lepidoptera, Pieridae. Gene Ontology annotation, cellular component: nucleus; cytoplasm. The transcript has 2 exons.
GUGAACUGGCAAGCUCUGUGCUGGCAAGUGCCGACUGCCGUCUGCUAUCAUUUUAAUUAUUCGCAAAUUUCUAAAUUUUUGCCAUUUGCUAAUCGUUUGUCAAUUACAUUUGCUUUAUAACAGUUUUAUACUUUGCUUUUUAUCAAAACAUAAACAUGCAGAAAUAUGAAAAACUUGAAAAAAUUGGUGAAGGUACCUAUGGGACUGUAUUUAAGGCCAAAAAUAAAGAAACUCACGAAAUAGUCGCAUUGAAAAGAGUCAGACUAGAUGACGACGACGAAGGAGUUCCAUCGUCAGCGUUGCGGGAAAUAUGCCUCUUAAAAGAACUAAAACACAAAAACAUCGUCCGAUUGUAUGAUGUGCUACAUAGUGAGAAGAAGUUGACCUUAGUUUUUGAGCAUUGUGAUCAAGACUUAAAGAAGUAUUUUGAUAGUCUGAAUGGCGAAAUAGAUUUAGAUGUAGUGAAAUCAUUCAUGUAUCAGUUGUUAAGAGGGCUAGCAUUUUGCCACAGUCAUAAUGUUUUGCACAGAGACCUUAAACCACAGAAUUUACUUAUCAACAAAAAUGGCGAACUUAAAUUAGCUGAUUUUGGAUUGGCUAGAGCUUUCGGUAUACCAGUCAAGUGUUACUCAGCUGAGGUUGUAACUCUAUGGUAUCGUCCUCCUGAUGUAUUAUUUGGGGCCAAGUUAUAUACUACAAGUAUAGAUAUGUGGUCUGCUGGUUGCAUAUUUGCAGAGCUAGCUAACUCAGGUAGACCAUUGUUCCCAGGUUCAGAUGUGGAUGAUCAGUUAAAAAGAAUUUUUAAACUCCUUGGUACACCAAAUGAAGAAACAUGGCCUGGAGUGACCCAACUCCCAGACUACAAGCCACUGCCAGUGUAUCAACCUAGCUUGGGGCUAGCCCAAGUGGUGCCAAGACUGUCUGCCAGGGGCAGAGACCUCCUCGCUCGUCUUUUGACUUGCAACCCAGCUUUAAGAAUGCCUGCUGAUGAUGCGAUGGCACAUGCAUACUUCCACGACCUCAAUCCAUCUGUGAAGAAUGACAGAUGUUAACAAUCAAUACACCCUUACAGGUGUACAUCAGAACUGUUGUUUAGUGUAAAAAAUACUAAUGUUAAUGACGAAGAUGAAGUCCAGGAGUGCAGUGAUGAUCAGGCAUGAACUGCUUUUUAUAAAUUAAGUUUUAUAGUAUAGCAAUGUGAAGUUUUAUAAUAACAAUUUUAAUUCGUCUAUUUAAGUGUUAAUUGCGUUAUAAUAUUAAUAUUUGUAGCUAUUGAAUUGUGACAUAAAAUAAUAAUUGAUUGAUAUUUAUGCUUAUAAGAAAUUAAGUUGCUCUUUAUUGAUCUCAUAGGAAUAAGUUAUUUAUAAGGAAUGAAAAACAGGAAUGUAUUUUCAACAUGGUAUACAUAAAUUGAAUUGUAAAAAUAUUAAGUGUAAUAAAAUAGUUUGACUUUU